Molecule: messenger RNA, 3931 nt
Organism: Bactrocera dorsalis (oriental fruit fly)
Lineage: Eukaryota; Metazoa; Arthropoda; Insecta; Diptera; Tephritidae
Exons: 3
Coding region: 1242-3782 (846 amino acids)
Source: RefSeq, a predicted model, not a curated record
GUAAGGAAACAAAAAAGUCCGGGGGUCCCACAUCUGGGCUGUAGGGCGGCUGCGGCCUUGGUUACGUAGCUGUUCACAAGGAACGUGGUGUGAGCCGUCGUGCAAUGCGAUGUCUUGUCGGACCCGAUUGACCCUUCGUUUGAGUCUCUUGAGGACUUCCACGAAAACUUGGUAAAAAGGACAAUAAGCAUCGUUUUCACUUUGGAUUUGAUCAUUCUUCCCUGUUUUGGGCGAGGAGACGCCGCGUGUGCCACACCGAAGAUUGCCCAUUUGUCUCGGGAUCAUACUCAAUGAUGUAAUUACGUUAUUCAAAAAUUGGGGAUCACUUUUAUACAUGUUAAAAACUUUUUCACACAGAAUUUAAUUGCGUAUCUUUGCUUUAUAGAAAGCUGCAUUUUCGGUUGGCACCACUCACAGAAACACGGCGCGUGAAAACGUUUGUCCUGACUCUCCAGGUGCUCGGAGGCAACUGACCGCUCGCUCGUUCGUUAGCUAGGAACGUCCUCUACCGAAUCCAAUCGGUGCGUACCGUGUUUCCUCUAAGCUUUAAGCAAGUUGAACGGUAUUGGUCAACUUGAAUGAACUUAGUUCCCAGCCGCAUAAGUGCGCUAACGAAACGACAAUUAGUUACUUUGGACAAACGCCUAGUGAUGUAAUAGAAGAGAUUUUUAUAUGUAGCUUUGGCAGGAAACAUCUGUGAUUUCCAUUGAACAAACGCACCAAAGCGCCAAGUUAAUAAAUUUUUCUUUUAGAGCGCGUACUUGCAACAAACAACGUAACUCACAUUAACAGUAAUAGUACUGAUACACACGCGGCUUAAACCGCUUACAGAGUCUUGCAAAUAUUACAAGCUAUUUUUAUUUUCUUUACAAUUUCGUUUUCGCAGAUUCAGUUGUAGUUCGCUUGUAAGUUUCGUGUCUCACUUGACUGCAAUCAAGCCAACACGUUGCAACGUUUAGUGCGCGGGUGGUAGGCCAUUCAAGUGGAUGCUUACGCCAAGUUUUUGGCUGGCAAAUUUAUUUUUAUAUUUGCCAUAGAGGCAAGGGAAAUAAAUAAAGUUUUAUGAUAUGAAAUACGAGCCGCGGCGGAGGGUCAGUUUAGUUUGAUCAUUCGAACAGUAAGCGACGGUUUGGUUUAAAGCUUGAGUUCGUGACAUAAUAACAGUCCGCAAGGACGGAAAUAAGAAAAGCUAAGCAUCUAAACAGAUAAUUUUUUGGCAACUUGUCGCGCAAUAUUAGACCAUGCAUUACCAAUUUGUCUGUAUGUUGCAUAUUCUCGUGGUUGUGUUGGUGGUGGAAUUUAACGCCGUCGUUGUAGGACGCGACGUAGUGCUCACCCCUAAAUAUGGUCUACAGCUAAAUGGAAAAAAUAUUUUUUAUGAGGAAGAAGAUAAUGGAAGUGGAGCACAAAAUCAAUCGCUCCUGCGGCCAUGGGAACGUACACUCAAACACGUGACAUACGUUACACUUUUCGCGAACGACAAAGCUGAUGUUGCUACCGGGAAUUUCAGUCAGCAAAACGCCUACAACAACUUUCUGCAUUCUCCUUACCUGCCGCAACACGGUGUUAUUGAUACACGGUUUGGAGAUAUUGUUACGCUUGCAAGUGGACAUCUUGAGAAAAUAGGCAACAAUUCUUUCCGGUUCGUGGAAGGACAAUGUGGUUAUGACUGUGAGGGCGAUCAUGUGUGGGCUUUGUGGCAAGUUCAGAAGAUACGACAUCGUGAUAUCAAUCGAAAAUUUCGUUAUGAAAUUAAAUUCAGUGUGAGUCCGUUGCGUGCCGAAAGUGUGGGUAAUGUUAAAAGAAAAGCCGAAUCUGACAGCAACAAUAGCAAACGUAGUACGUUGCAAACAUAUAUACAACGAGAUGAUGACUAUCCACAUACAUUUGGGAGAAUAUUCUACAACGAUGACUCACGAUUUCCAGAUCGGCGGUUUGACGAUGUCACAGGUAGAAAUUUUAAACUUGGAUCCGUGAAUCAGCACCGGCCGGCGACACCUAUGCCCCAAUCGACUUUUUUGCAAAGCAUCUUCCAGCCAUCUCCGCACUACCCUUCGCCAGAGAAAUUAAAUAUUGGGGAGUAUAUAAAAGAUUAUCCAAUUAAGACUGCACCAAAGACAAAAGUAUUUCCGAAUUUACUGAGUACGGUAAGCCGGAAUUAUUAUCCCACACCCACCACAUAUAGACCCAAUUACCAAACGAAAUUUCCACGCCCAGAACUAUAUCCACCCACAUUGGAGCAUGAAACCAUAAAAUUUCCAACGAAUUCUAACGAGUUAAAUUUGGCUGGUGACGUUGACAAAUUAUCUACACCUGUGGUCACGCAUCACUUUCACCAUCACUUUUAUAUGACGAGCACUACAAGUACCGAAAAUGAGCUCAGUAGUGCUGAAAAGCCUCUUAAUAGGCCAACUAACUCACAUAAAAGCAUAAUAAGUGAAAUCACGGCACCUACAUCUUUCAAUAACUAUUACAAUACUGGCUUGAAAAACAGCUUCCAACAGGGUCCCCAGACAGUAAACCCCAUAAAUUUUCCUAAAACGGAUACAGAGGUGCGCAAGGAGCAUGUAGUGCAAGUCACACCAGUAGCGCCAUUGAAGAGGCCAUACAUUUAUCAGAUACCGAUUGACUCAAAAGUUCCUCUACUCAUUUAUCCAGGACCUAUAGUGGAGGAUGAACUACCUUUACCACGUAAUAAACCCUUUGUACAAAGCGAACCCAUGAAUGAAAAUCCUAUACGAUAUUCUGAACCUGAUCCACUUUACCUAAACCUAGCGCACAACCCUCCCCUUGACGGACAAUCUUACGAACUGGGCGCAUCUCAAUUGGAGUCGCCAAAACUGAAUCAAUACACCGAAUAUCCAGAUAUCGACAUAAAUCCUGUGAAAAGCAAAAAUGUAGUAAGGCCCUACUCGAUAGCUGCGCAAUUGCCCUCACCUGAUAGUGAUCAGGAUGAGCGCAUACCAUACGAAGAUGAAUCACAGGAGGUUGGUAAGCAAAAGAUCGAUUUAGAACAGAAACCAAGCCAAAAAGACCUGCAAAUAUCGUUCAAAAAUAAGCAGGCUUACCCAAAUACUGAAACGCAAAUGACCAGCAGCACGACGGCGAGCCUAAUAGUAGCUGACAGCAGUACGCCCCCAGCAACUACAACAAUCACGACCACUCUUUCACCCACUACAAGAGAGUUGCUUGCAACAACAAUUCCUUCCUUACUGACAAUUGCUUUGCAGACCACGAAUUCGAUGCUUUCAUCCACAACUGCAAUGCCAUCCACGACAUCCAUCGAUGACGCCACACUCCCGCCCAAGCAAGGCACACAAAACUUCAUUUCUACUUCUACAUCAGAAACGCCUUCCCUACGCGCGAUCAGCCGAUAUCGACUGAAACAUGUGCGUCCCUCGACAACAAGCACCGAGCAGCCGGUGCUGAAGUGGAAACCUCGACGUAAACAUUCAUUCAAACAGUCUUCGCCAAAUAAUGACGUGAAACCGAACUCAGAAAUCAAUCCCGCGAAGGAAGACUCAUCUAAAACAGAUAAAAAACGUGUGUUGAAAGAGCAAAACCAGAGACAUGAAAAUCAAUUUUCCACUGGAUCAGCGAACAAUUCAACCCACGCUGCCAAUAACAACCGGCCCCCAAAAAAAAGCAGUGAGGUAAUCGAAGUGCUUACUCAAAAAUCAGUUAGCAAGUCGGUGAGCAUCAAAGUCGGUAGCAAUGGUGAGGAAAUACCAGUUAUCGUUGAUGACAGUGAUCAUGGUGAGAAUGAGGUGAACACAGAAUAAAAAGUGAAUUUUAUUUUUAUUUUGCCGUGUGCUUUGAAUACCAAAAAUUGAGUCUUUUAAUGAAAUUGCAAAACUUUACACUAUAAUUUUUCUAUACAUAAAUUUUCUAUCAUAUUUAUAUUAAAUAAAUAAAUAUAAGUGCGAAACAA